Macrobrachium nipponense is the source of this 2184-nucleotide messenger RNA. RefSeq names its product alkylglycerol monooxygenase-like. The transcript has 8 exons. Gene Ontology annotation, cellular component: endoplasmic reticulum. NCBI's taxonomy places the organism in Eukaryota, Metazoa, Arthropoda, Malacostraca, Decapoda, Palaemonidae. Bases 156 to 1499 code for a protein of 447 amino acids. The record is from RefSeq and is a predicted model, not a curated record. Gene Ontology annotation, molecular function: iron ion binding; glyceryl-ether monooxygenase activity. Gene Ontology annotation, biological process: lipid biosynthetic process.
UUCUGGCAACCGCACGGCGAGAGAGUUGCCAAUGAGUAAAUAUUGAUAAACCACGCCUGCAAGUAACAGACUGUUUUGAAGUUCGAACCUUCUUUCUUCUAGUCCUUGUUAGCUGUGAUAGAGUUAAAACUCCUCGGUUCCCAUAUAUCAGGAAGAUGAACAGGACGAUUGACCUCACGAAAAUUCCCGAGCACCUGGGCCAGUUCUUCUACGUCAUCAGCCCGAAUAAGACCACUUUUGAGUACGAGCACCAGAUUCCGAACUACGUCAACGAUGUUGUUUAUUUGUUUGUACUCUUCAUGGUACUGGAAGCCGUCGUUGCUAAGGCCAAGGGCAAAAAGGUACACAGACUGAACGAUGGGCUGACCUCCUACGGGCAUGGCCUUGUUUAUGAGACUUGCAAGCUGUUUACCCGAGGGUUCGAACUCGUAGGCUACACCUGGCUGUACGAGCGACGUUUCAUUGACCUUGACUGGUCGUCUCCGCUGACCUGGUGGGCGGCGGCGAUAGGGGUCGACUUCGCCUAUUACUGGACCCAUCGGCUCACGCACGAAGUGAAUCUGAUCUGGGCGACUCACCAGGUCCACCACUCAUCCGAGGAUUACAACCUGACCACUGCCAUCCGCCAAUCGAUGUUCCAGAGGCUCUUCGCCGUCGGGAUGCACCAGCCCUUGGCCCUGCUGGGUGUGCCCCUUCCAGCCGUCAUCGUCCACAUGCACUUCAACCUCCUCUUCCAGUUCUGGAUCCACACUGAAGUGGUGGACAACUGCGGCCCGCUGGAAUGGGUCUUCAACACGCCCUCGCAUCACAGGGUUCAUCACGGUGCCAACAAGUGGUGCCUAGACAAGAACUACGCUGGCGUCCUGAUCAUCUGGGACCGCCUUUUCGGCACUUUUGAGCCCGAGAAAAAGGACGAGAAGAUCGUCUACGGACUGGUGUCCCAACCUCAAUCCAACAACGUCAUGUGGCUUCAGUUCUUCUACUUCAGAGAAGUCUUCAAUAAGGCCAGGAGCAUGACGAAUUGGAGUGACACCCUGAAAGCCAUCUUCUACGGCCCUGGCUGGUACCCGGGCACCCCUCGUCUAGGGGACCCGGAUGCCCUGCCUGACAAAACAGAACCCAGGCCCAAAUACGACCCAGAAAUUCCCAACGGCGAAAAGGCCUACGUUCUCGUUCACUUCUUCAUCACGUUGAUAAUCCAGCAGAUUCUGACGCAGCAGCUGAUGGAUUUUUCCUGGUACAGCUCUCUCGCUUACUCGACCUUCAUACUUGCAUCCGUGGGCAACGUGGGGGCAAUAUACGACGGCUGGGUAUGGGCGCCGGUCCUGGAGGCCGCCCGUUGCAUAGGCUACGUGGCCUACGCCCGAAAGUAUCCCGUCUUCGGGACUCCCGCCCUGGACGACGCCGUGAUGCUGUACUUCGGAGCUUCUACGCUGCUUUGGGCGUCUAGGAGUUUGGCCAGCCUGCGGCUGGCUUUGAAGACGGCCAAGAUAGAAUAGAAUAGAAUAGAGAGAGAGAGAGAGAGAGAGAGAGAGAGGAGAGAGAAAUAACAAUAAAAAAGGCUAUAACGAAGGUUAUAAAAAAAAGAACGUGCAACGCUAUCAACAGAAAUCAUUUUUCUCCCCAUCGAGACAAAAGUACCCCAAUUAUCCAUCAUCAAAGUAAAUUAGUUUCUAGGUUUUACGGAGCAGCGCUAGACCGAGGUUGUUCAGAGAGAGAGAGAGAGAGAGAGAGAGAGAGAGAGAGAGAGAGAGAGAGAGAGAUACUAUUCAAAGAGCUUGCUUUUGACACAGGGUUAGAGCAGAGAGAGAGAGAGUAGGAGAGAGAGAGAGAGAGAGAGAGAGAGAGAGAGAGAGAGAGAGGUUGGCGUGUUAUAACCGAAUAAACCAGACAAACACAUGAAAGAGAAUUGUGACAUUGAACCUUAUAAUAUUCCUUCUUUUUUUUAAUUAACAAUGAAAACUGAAUAGAAAAUAAUGAAUAUUGAAUAAUAAUGAAAAGAGAAACAACGUAUAAGAAUGUAGGCCUAUGCUUUUGUUUUAUUGUUUCAUAUAAAUAUAUUUCUCAGCCUAGCCAUGUAGCCUCUGUUUCUCCAAAUUAGACGAUGUUCUUUUUCUGGGAAUAUGUUGCGUAUCUUGAGAAUUUGAGUAGAGUGGGAAAUUAAAGGAUAAUUGUGAAUAAGAA